AUGCCAUGCUUCGUCUACAUCAAUGGCUACCCCGACAUCGGGAAGCUCACAAUCGCGAAGGAGCUCCAGCAAUUACUCCCCAGCUCAAAGAUCUACCACAAUCACCUCCUCAUCGAUCCCAUCGACGCCCUCGUAGAGCGCUCGUCUCCAGGCUACCAUGAGAUGCGAACGGUUCUACGGCGGCAUGUCCUGAACGAAAUCGCGACGUCGGAAUAUACCAAGGAUACAACGUGGAUCUUUACGGAUGCGCGAGACGCAAGCGCGGCGGGAGAGAUGGGCGCGAAGGAUUACGAGGCUGCAGCAAGAAAGCGAGACGUUUCGCUCAUAUCGAUCGUGCUGGAGUGCGAGAUUGAGGAGAACAUAAGGCGGGCGACCAAUCCGGCGCGGAAUCAAAGCAUCAGCGCGAAGCUUACGGACGAGACGAUAUUGAGGCCGAUUCUGGACAAGGAAUCAAUCUAUCGCUUCGGGAAUGUGACCGAGUUGGUGCUGGAUGUCACGAAAUUGAGUUCGGAAGAAGCUGCUCUGCGGAUUGAGGAGCAUGUCGAUCGGUUGACUGCAUGUCCGUGA
Fusarium fujikuroi IMI 58289 is the source of this 567-nucleotide messenger RNA. RefSeq lists its product as uncharacterized. The transcript has a single exon. The record is from RefSeq and is a predicted model, not a curated record. The coding region runs from base 1 to 567 and encodes 188 amino acids. Lineage: Eukaryota; Fungi; Ascomycota; Sordariomycetes; Hypocreales; Nectriaceae.